Molecule: messenger RNA, 678 nt
Organism: Eucalyptus grandis
Lineage: Eukaryota; Viridiplantae; Streptophyta; Magnoliopsida; Myrtales; Myrtaceae
Product: pentatricopeptide repeat-containing protein At3g49170, chloroplastic-like
Exons: 6
Coding region: 1-678 (225 amino acids)
Biological process (GO): RNA modification
Molecular function (GO): protein binding; RNA binding
Source: RefSeq, a predicted model, not a curated record
AUGGGUAAUAAUAGGGAUUUGGUUUCUUGGAGCUCCAUGAGUUCUUGCUAUGCCAAUAACCACAUCGCGGAUGAAGCAGUCGAUAUUUUAGCUCAUUUGCUUGAAGAUGGGUGUGCAUCAAUUGACAUGUUUUCAAAGGAUAGUGCUGAUUUGAUUUCAGCUCAUAAGUUGUUUGAGAAAAUGCCCGAGAGAAGUGUGGUUGCGUGGACUUUGAUGAUGACAAGAUGUACUCAGUUGGGUGGUCCAAAGAAUGCUGUUGAUUUGUUUUUGGAUAUACUGCUUGGUGGACAUUCGGGCCACAUGGAAGAUGCUCAGAAAGCUUUGGAUGCACUAUUUGAAAAGAAUUUGAUUUCUCAUGAUACCCAUGCGGAUGCCUAUGCCAAAAUGGAGCUGCCUGUAUUGGCGCUAUUGGUGAGGGGAUGCAACUCAGGGCUCGCCUCAAAUCAGUGCAUUCUUAAUGGUUUGAUCUCAAUGUAUUCCAGGGCUGACACACUUGUCUGGCAUACAUUUCUCAGAGCUUGCCCAGUUCACGGCAAUGUUGAACUUGCAAAACAAGCUGCAGCAAUGAUUUUUGGGUGGGAGCCGGACAACCUUGCUGCUUUUGUUUUGCUAUCAAAUGUGUAUGCAUCAACUGGCCUAAGGGAAGAUGGUUGUAGCUGGACUGAAGCGAAAAAAUAA